Molecule: messenger RNA, 2470 nt
Organism: Lolium rigidum
Lineage: Eukaryota; Viridiplantae; Streptophyta; Magnoliopsida; Poales; Poaceae
Product: pentatricopeptide repeat-containing protein At1g76280-like
Exons: 12
Coding region: 39-2273 (744 amino acids)
Molecular function (GO): protein binding
Source: RefSeq, a predicted model, not a curated record
UGGAGUACUGUGCAGAGGCGCCUGAUCCUUUGUUUGUUAUGGACAUUUUGGAGAUCAUGGAGGAUAAGGCCAUAGAUAUUAGUAAAGGCAAUUACAGAUCUGUCACUCGAGCACUCACCAAAGGAGGGUAUUCCAAGGAGGCACUUAAAUUACUCACUCUUCUGGGAGAAAAAGAAAGCACUCAUGGUGUUUUGCCGAUUUUCAACAUCUUUUUAAGUGCCUGCAGAACAAAUCUGAAUGACGUUGGGAGCUGUCUAGAGAAAAUGGAAGGUCAUCUUGUUGGGAAGUCUGAAAUAACGUACUGUGAGCUUCUGAAGGUUGCAGUUUUGCAGGGAAAUUUGUCUGCAGUUCAUGAUCUAUGGAAGGACUGCACUAGGUAUUAUAGUCCAAGCAUUAUUGCUCUGAGGAAAUUCGUGAAGGCUUUCUCUACACUAGGUGACCUUCAAUCUGCAUAUCAUAUCUUGCAGCGUAUGGUUGUCCUUGCUGGAGAACACACUGACCAUCUGAUGGUGUCUUCUAAAAGGAGAUGCCAAUCAACAAGAUUAGACAUUCCUGUACCUGCUUUAAAUCUAGUAGAAGAUCUCAAACUUGUAUCGGACUAUGAUCUGCCAUCGCCAUUUCAAGGAAAGAUGGGAGCCGAAGGAUAUUUGGUUGAUGCUCAGCCGGAGCUGUUCCAGGUGGAAACUCAAUCAUCAAAACAUAAGCAAUUGAAGAGUUAUGUGUCAAUUAUUUCUGCUGGUGACAAUCUUGGUGACAAUUCUGGACUAGACAAUGGGAGGAUGACGAAGACAUUGAGAUUUGCACCAGUUGCAGUAAAGAAAAUCUUGCGAUGGUCUUUCAAUGAUAUUAUACAUAUGUGUGUGCUUCUUGACAACUGCCAGUUGGCUGAGCAAUUAUUUCUAGAGAUGCACAAGAUUGGACUGCGACCGUCGAGAUUUACAUAUGAUGGUUUUAUUAAAUGUGUGCUAGCUGGGAAAGGAGUUGCACAUGCUCGCAAAGUGAUUGAAGUGAUGGAGAGAAGGGGUAUUAAACCUUAUGAUGGUACACUUGUUGCUCUCUCAGUUGGCCAUAGCAAAAGUUUACAGUUGGAUCUGGCUGAGGACUUCUUGGGAAGAAUUUCAGAUAUAAAAUCAGAGUAUAUUCAUGGUUUUAAUGCUUUUCUUUCUGGUUGCGACAUUAUGAAUGAACCAGAAAGAGCUCUCCGUGUACUAGCUAGAAUGAAACACUUGGAUUUGAAGCCAAAUAUCAGGACCUAUGAGAUUCUGUUUUCUCUUUUUGGCAAUGUCAAUGUUCCGUAUGAAGAAGGAAAUAUGCUAUCACAUGCUGAUGUGUCCAAAAGGAUCAGCAUAAUCGAGAUGGACAUGUUAAACCAUGAGAUCCAACAUAGUUUUGUGUCUAUGAAGAACUUGAUACGAGCCUUUGGAGCUGAGGGAAUGAUAGAAGAAAUGCUGCGGUACUUGAAUGUUGCUGAGAGUGUCUUAUCUAACAUGGAUCCUUAUCAGAAGAGUGAUCUCUACGGCAUUGUGUUGCAUGCCUUGGUUAAGGCCAAGGAAACACACAAAGCAAUAAGAACUUUCAAGAUCAUGAGAGCAUGUGGUCUUCCAGCUAAUACUGCAAUUUAUACUGUCAUGAUAGAGUGCUGCAAAUUGUUGCCGUGUUUCAAAUCAGCUAGCACCUUGUUGUCUUUGAUGCUCCGAGAUGGCUGCUGCCCUACAGUUGUGACUUACACAUCUCUCCUGAAGGUUCUAUUAGCAAAAGAUGAUUUUGAGGGGGCACUGGAUCUGUUGGACUUAUGCCUAACUGAAGGAAUUCAACCUGAUAUAGGGAUUUUCAACACAUUACUCUCAGAUGCGAAUGCAAGAGGUAAUAUUCACGUUAUUGAAUGUAUUCUUGAGUGUAUUCACAGAGCAAAGAUUCAGCCUAAUGAAUCAACGCUUUGGUACACAUUCUGUGCCUACGUGGAUCAAAAAUUGUACAGCACCGCAGUCGAGGCAUUACAGGUUCUCAGUAUGAGGAUGAUCUCUGAGGACGCAAGCGUUCUCAAGGAGAAAGGAGCAGCUCUAGAGGAUCUAAUCCUCAGCGAAGAGCCAGACGCUGAACUAAGUAUCAUUAAGGCGUUUGGAGCAACCGAGGAAUGUAGCGUGGCAGCCCUAUUGAACCUGAGGUGGUGUGCGACAAUUGGUUCCACCAUAUCUUGGUUGCCCGAGGACAGUCUAUGGGCGAGGAGGCUGGCAUCUUCUUAUGACGCUAACAGGAGACUGGACAUGCCAUGAAAUUUGUGCUUGAAGUAUUGGAUGUUUGAACCAACCGAGGGCAUAGUUCUGCUGAUGUGUUGCAUGGUUUUGACAUGCUCUCGUGGCGAAUACCUGGUGAUGUAAUUGUGAACAUCAUUCACCAGGCAUCAUUCGCUGAGCUGUUGUGUGGUUUUGACCUGCUCUUGAGGCCAAUAGCAGCUGUCCAGGAGGAGCAU